Molecule: messenger RNA, 2561 nt
Organism: Panicum virgatum (switchgrass)
Lineage: Eukaryota; Viridiplantae; Streptophyta; Magnoliopsida; Poales; Poaceae
Product: DDT domain-containing protein DDB_G0282237-like
Exons: 10
Coding region: 213-2051 (612 amino acids)
Source: RefSeq, a predicted model, not a curated record
AAACCAAUUCCCCAAGCGCGGCACCAGCUCCGCGCCCCGCGCCUACCCCCUCCGGCCUCCGCCGUCGCCGCGCCCCUCGCCGCCUCGCGCCGGCGGGGCCCCCCUCCCGCCCGCCCGCCACCGCCCCCGCGCGCGGCGUCGACGCGUCGGCGCCCCGCCUCGGAAGGCUGCUCCGUGCCCGCGUCGAAUCGAGGUCAGAUCAUAAGGCCCAAAUGCCUCUCUUCAAUAGGAAACCUUUCUCCUUACUGGAGCCCCCUAAGGACUUGGAUUCAAAGGAGAAGGUGUUCCAAAUUCGCUUCACAAAGGAGAUAUUCCGAGAUUAUCAAGAAUAUCUAAAGAGGCUAAACCUCUAUCGCCAAAGAGUUUGGACAUGUAAGAUGUCUGGGAAAUCUAAUUUAACUUUCGAAGAAGCUUUGGUGUCUGAGCAUAAUGCGAUGGAGAAGGCUCAAAAUAUGCCAACUGAGCUAAUGGCUUAUGUUCUUCGGAUGAUUCAGUAUAGCACUCUUGGCUUACAUGAGCUUGUCAACAAGAUUUAUGCUAGUCUGCUGGAAGAAGUAUUUGAAGGAAUAGAGUUACAUUCUAAAAAGGAUGGUUCUGUGGUACCUUGCAAGAUUUUGAAGAUUCUAUAUUCUGAUGGCACAAAGAUGUGUGAAGUGGGUUGGCUUUGUCGAGACAAGACAUUGAUCAACACAUCGGUAGUCAAAGCUGUGGAUCUCUUCUACCGGAGGUCGCCUGUUAGCAGGAAUACACUGAAGCUUUUUAUUAGGGAUUCAACAACACAGACUACCCCGUGGGUCAUACAUGAGAAUCUCGCCAAAAAAUAUGGGAUACCUACCGAUCCCCCUAGCGAUAUAAUGCAUUAUGAAGGUUUGCACAAGAAAGGUAGAAAAAGAGAAGAGAAUGGAACUAUUGAAAAUGGGAGAAAAAAGCUGAAGAAAGAUGAAGGACAUGUGCCAAUUAAGUAUCCAAUUGACGAUCUGUUAGUAAGGCCCGAUGGAGAUGAUCCAGCUUUAUUUAAGAGACCUCCUCUGGCUACAGAUUUUAGAGUCCCAAGAUGUUCUGUGGGCGAUCUCCUUAUGGUAUGGGACUUCUGCUUGUCUUUUGGAAGGGUUCUAAAUCUGUCCCCAUUUAUGCUAGCAGAUAUGGAGAAUGCAAUUUGCCACAAAGAAAGCAAUGUUCUUGUUGUGGAAAUACAUGCAUCCAUGUUUCACAUGCUCAUUAAGGACAAAGGUGACUAUUUCACUGUCCUGCAGAACAAGAAACGGAAGUUAAAGGUAAGUUUAGUAACAUGGGCUGAAUAUCUAUGUGACUUCUUGGAAAUGACAAAAAAUGAAGAACUAUUGAGUAACAUUGCAACAAUAAGAAGGGGUUAUUAUGGUCAUAUUGACACUGAUAUAAAACUUAAGAUCCUCCAUGAGCUAGUGGAAGAGGCUACUAAAACCUCUGCCAUAAGAGAGAUACUAAGUGAGCGGGUGGAUCAGAAACAAGCCCUUAACGCAACAAGAAGAGAGAGUACCAGAAAGGACAGAGAAGAACAAAACUUGAACACUGAAAUUGCCAUGAAAAAUGAAGAGAGCCAGACAGAUGCCGUGCAAGAUGGCAAUGAGACUGUUGAUGAGCUGGCUAGGGGAAAAGAAGAAAAGGAGAAGAGCAAUGUUUCUCGUAGCAAGACAGAAGGCAAACGACAUCUGGUACGGCAUCAUGAGAUGGAGUUUGAUAAACUAUCCAUCCGUUCUAGCCCUCUUGGUAAAGACAGACACCACAAUAGGUACUGGUUUUUCAGGCGUGAAGGAAGGCUUUUUGUUGAAAGUGCAGAUUCCAGAGAAUGGGGUUACUACAGCACCAAAGAAGAGCUUGAUGCACUCAUGGGUUCGUUGAAUGUGAAAGGUAUAAGGGAGAAAGCUCUGAAACGGCUGCUAGAGAAGUUCUAUAAUAAGAUAAGGAUUUUUGCCACUUCUGAUUCUGCACCGUCUUUUCUGCGUGGCUUGAUGCUAAUCUUCCGGGCUCCUUGUUUCACAAUUGUGACAUCUUUUUUUUUCCCUCGUACAUAAGUCGAGAAGACAUCACGGCCUCACUGUUUCACUAUGCACUGGCUAAUUCUUUUUCCUGGUCCAUGUUUCAGUAACGCCCUGGAGAAGCGAACAAAAGAUAUCGUGAACAAGAUGUUACUUGAAGAGGGUGUGCUGCGCCGUUCUACACGAGUCCGGGCGCAUCCGAAGGAUAACCCUUCCAUGGCAUUCCUCAAGUACGUCAACAAAUGGAAGGAUAACUGACCUGCUUCAAGCUGACAGUGUAUCUCAAAAUAAGAUGGCAGUCUAACUCGGUCAGCUGGAAGAAAACUGAGCAACCCAGGUGAUAGGUUUGGCCGUACGCCGGUACCCGUACCCCGCCAUAGUAAGUUAUGUAGGCUUGCGAUUCCCCGUGGCUGGUCAAUCGCGUCUCAGUAGCUCAGCUUUUGCCCUUUCUUUUCUGUUUUGAACAUUGGUUCGCAAAUGAAAGCACUUCUCUCGCUCCUUAAGUGAUCAUCUAUUGAGCCAGAUUUCACGUUAUUAUUAUGCAAA